Naumovozyma castellii is the source of this 2352-nucleotide messenger RNA. It is a transcript of the gene SKP2, whose product is annotated as putative SCF ubiquitin ligase complex subunit SKP2. The coding region runs from base 1 to 2352 and encodes 783 amino acids. Lineage: Eukaryota; Fungi; Ascomycota; Saccharomycetes; Saccharomycetales; Saccharomycetaceae. The record is from RefSeq and is a predicted model, not a curated record. The transcript has a single exon.
AUGAAACGAUUGCAACUGCUGGGCAAGUCCAAGUACUUGAACUUCAGCUCGACCGCCAACGAUGCGUCUUCAUCGCCGCUUUUGAGCAAGACAACGUCAACACCAACGCCGCCCACUCAAGAGAUCCGCUAUCAAGCAGCGCAUCUACUGAGUUUGCCACGAAAGGUCCUGCUCAUGAUCCUCGAGAACUUGGAUACAGAGACUUUGUUGGCGCUGUGUCAGGUCAAUUUCCAACUUUAUAACAUUAUUAGCAACAACUUCUUAUACAAACAUGUCAUAUUGAAUUCAAAACUAUCUCUUUUAAAAUUCAGUGCCAUGAUCCAUUCUGAAUUUCAUACUGCUACAGGUUUAAGAAACUUGCAUAAGGGUGUCAUUUCUCAAAAUGUGAGAUUCCUAGUGCGUUCCAUUGAAUUUAAUAAUCCACAAUGUCAGGACUCUUUAUUGAAAUAUAGUAAAUUCCAUAGUAAGAAUGAUCAGACUAUCGCAGGUUCAUACAUUUUCGAAACUCCUCUAUCGUCAUCGUCCACAACGACAUCCACUCAUAAGAAGAACCCCACAUUCUCCCAAGAUGAUGACUCUGCCAGUUUGAACGAAACAAGAAACAUACUCAAUCACAAUAUUUCCAACGGUACCGCUAGUAAUGGUAGUAGUGCUGUCAAGCAGUGUGACUGUUUUAAGACACUGGAUAAGAUGGAAAGCAAAUACUCAAGUCAUACGUAUAUUGAGUUAAUGUUAGACAUCAUAGAUUACCUACCUAAUCUUUCUCAUGUGAUCUUGAAUGACGUAGAACCCAGUUUCAAAAUUCCACUUUGGUAUUCAGUAUUCAACGAUGGGUCCAGGGAUUUCUUUAAGAAAAUUAUAAAGGGUCAACAAUCAAUAACAAGUAACGAUCUAAGAACUUUCCAAAUUUCCAAAGAUUUCGUAUCUGAAUAUGAACGAAAAUUUUAUUCUUUACAAAGAUUGAAAAAAUUAGAAAUUAGAGCCACUUUGGAUAAGAGAAGAAAUCAUCAAGUCUAUCUAAGACCUAAUCUUUUGUGUUGCUUCGGUAUUAUAAAUGAAUUAGUAUUAUCAAAUGUCAUCCUGGACACUGAAUCGCUGGAUACGCCGAUGGAAUUUCUUCCCUUAAACUUAAGGAAGGAGGAAUCAGGAUUGUAUCAUUUACAUGCACCAUUCCAUUCAUUAACGCUAAAAUCAUGUCAUGUAAUCCCAGGGAAUGGUAUAUUAAGAUUAUUCCAUUCAUAUUUCAAAUGUGUCAAAUCAUUGGAAUUGUUAGAAAUAACUAGUAAGUAUGAUCUUCUCUUGUGUAAUUGUUUCCCAGCAUUGACGGAUUUAACCAUUGAUUGUAAUAGUCAUUGUUUCACAAGUGAAAAAUUAGUGGAUGAUGAAUAUUAUUAUGAAGAUAUUGAAAAGCAAUUGGAACAACAACGUUUUCAACAACAUUUAAUGGAAAGUUCUCUUCAUGAUUGUGAAACUUUACAUGAUACACCACAUGACCAUAUAUUACAAGCACCACCUGCUACUUCAUCAGUGGUUUUAUCACUAAAUGCUAAAUAUAUCUCUAGAACUACAAGUGAUACUAAAAAUCAAAAAAAUCAUAGGAAGCCAGCUACAUUAACGAAAUCACAAGGUGAAUACUUUAACCAUUUGAGGAUACCAGAAUUUCAUUAUUUUUACCAUUAUUAUAAAUUACUUUGGGAUAGACUACCACAUCAAAAUAUUAACAUUAACGUCAUUAAUAUACCCUUCACUAAUGUUUACCCCCUCUCACCAACGUUAUUCUGGGAUAAAAUGUUGAACUUGAUAAGAGAACGCCAACAACUUCAUCAGGGUGAUAAUGAUGAAGAUACUGCAGAUCAAGAAACUUUAAUUGCAUAUCGUAAUGACCAUGGAACAAGUGAAUUACAAUCUGGUACAGAAAUGGAAUCGCAUCUGGAUACCGAGCAAGAAUAUUACUGGGAUUCUUCGGUUAAAAAAUGUUUCAAAGAUAAUUUGCAACUUUUGAAAGAUAGUUCUAGCGGUAGUAGAAGUGACAAUCCACUUACCGUUAUUGAUAUCGAUGAAAUAAUUGAACAAAUGGAUAAUGAAAUAAUUAAUAAUUUUCAAAAUUUUCAAUAUUUUAAAGAUAUACCUAAUAUUAAUCUGUGGUGUUUCUUUAAAUCAUUAUCUAAAUUCAAAUCGGUAAGAAUCCGCUUGUUGAGGAAUUUAUUAUUUUGUACCCCAAGGACAAGAUAUGAUUGGGAAUUAUUAUUAAGACCUGUGUUAAGGGUUAAUGUACCAAUUGAGGUAAGAGACAAGGAUGGGUUUGUUCUAUAUUCAUAUGGUGUCAAUAAUAAAAAUAAAAAGAGGAGGUGA